Molecule: messenger RNA, 2626 nt
Organism: Glycine soja
Lineage: Eukaryota; Viridiplantae; Streptophyta; Magnoliopsida; Fabales; Fabaceae
Product: DEAD-box ATP-dependent RNA helicase 21-like
Exons: 1
Coding region: 16-2277 (753 amino acids)
Biological process (GO): mRNA splicing, via spliceosome
Cellular component (GO): catalytic step 2 spliceosome
Molecular function (GO): ATP binding; RNA binding; RNA helicase activity
Source: RefSeq, a predicted model, not a curated record
GAGGGAAAGAAAUAGAUGCAGCAGUGGCGGAGGUUGAAUAGAAGUGUCUGGAAUCCAAUCCGAAGUGGUUUGGUGUUUGCGCGUUCACUCCUCUCUCCUCCCCUCCUGCAAUUACCCAAGCGAUCUCUCUCUCUCUCUCUCUCUCUGUUUCAUAUCAUGAAACGCUCAAACGACGACGUCGCUGCCCCCGUCCCCGCCUCAACCUCCAAGCCAGUGUUCCUAACCAAAGCCCAACGCGAGCAAUUGGCUCUCCAGCGCCGCCAGGAAGAAGUCGCCGACCAGAAGCGCCGCCAGGAGCAGCUCCUCUCCCGCAACCACUCCUCCGAUCCCAAACCCUCCUCCGACCGCGACAGAGACAGAGAAAGAGACCGAGACCACCACCGAGACCGGGACCGCGAUCGUGACAGAGACAGAGAACGCGAGCGCGAGAGGGCCCGCGAUCGGGAUCGCGAAGCCGAACGGCGCAACAGAGAGAGGGAGCGCGAAGAGGAGAGCCGGGCCCGCGAACGCGCCCGGUUGGAGAAACUCGCGGAGCGUGAGCGCGAGAAGGAGCUUGAGUCCAUCAAGGAGCAGUACCUGGGCUCGAAAAAGCCGAAGAAGCGCGUCAUCAAGCCCAGCGAGAAGUUCCGUUUCUCCUUCGACUGGGAGAACACCGAGGACACCUCGCGCGACAUGAACUCCCUUUACCAGAACCCGCACGAGGCCCAGCUCCUCUUCGGCCGCGGGUUCCGCGCGGGCAUGGACCGCCGCGAGCAGAAGAAGCUCGCCGCCAAGAACGAGAAGGACAUGCGAGACCAAAUCCGGAAGAAAGACGGCCUGGAGGAGAGGCCCGAGGAGGCCGACGCCCAGCGCCGCAAGGAGGCUGCCGCCGACCUAUACGACACCUUCGACAUGCGCGUUGACCGGCACUGGAGCGAGAAGAAGCUGGAAGAGAUGACAGAGAGGGAUUGGCGUAUCUUCAGAGAAGACUAUAACAUCUCCUACAAGGGUUCCAAGAUUCCUCGUCCUAUGAGGAGCUGGAAUGAGAGCAAAUUGACCAACGAGCUUCUGAAGGCGGUUGAGAAGGCUGGCUAUAAAACCCCUUCUCCUAUUCAGAUGGCUGCCAUUCCACUUGGUUUGCAGCAGCGUGAUGUCAUUGGCAUUGCCGAGACCGGUUCCGGUAAAACCGCCGCCUUUGUGCUUCCCAUGCUGAGUUACAUCACCCGCCUUCCUCCCAUAAGCGAAGACAACGAGGCUGAGGGUCCCUAUGCUGUUGUCAUGGCCCCCACUCGCGAGCUCGCGCAGCAGAUUGAGGAUGAGACUGUCAAGUUUGCUCAGUAUUUGGGCAUCAAGGUCGUCUCCAUUGUUGGUGGACAGUCCAUUGAGGAGCAAGGGUUUAAGAUUAGGCAGGGCUGUGAGAUUGUCAUUGCCACUCCUGGACGUUUGAUUGAUUGUUUGGAGCGCCGCUAUGCUGUGCUCAACCAGUGCAACUAUGUUGUUCUUGAUGAGGCCGAUCGUAUGAUUGACAUGGGGUUUGAGCCCCAGGUGAUGGGUGUCCUCGAUGCCAUGCCUUCCAGCAAUCUCAAACCGGAGAAUGAGGAUGAGGAGCUUGACGAGAAGAAGAUUUACCGCACCACCUAUAUGUUCAGCGCCACCAUGCCACCUGCUGUGGAGAGGCUUGCUAGGAAAUAUUUGAGGAACCCUGUUGUGGUCACCAUUGGCACUGCUGGAAAGGCAACUGAUUUGAUCAGCCAGCAUGUGAUCAUGAUGAAGGAGGCCGAGAAGUUUUCCAAGCUUCAUAGGUUGCUUGAUGAGCUUAACGACAAGACUGCAAUUGUGUUUGUUAACACCAAGAAGAAUGCGGAUCAUGUUGCCAAGAAUUUGGAUAAGGAUGGGUAUCGCGUGACUACUUUGCACGGAGGGAAGUCGCAGGAGCAGAGGGAGAUCAGUCUUGAAGGGUUUAGGACCAAGAGAUAUAAUGUUCUUGUUGCUACUGAUGUUGCUGGACGUGGGAUUGACAUACCUGAUGUGGCUCAUGUCAUCAACUAUGAUAUGCCUGGGAAUAUUGAAAUGUACACUCACCGGAUUGGGCGUACUGGUCGUGCAGGAAAGACGGGUGUGGCUACCACAUUCUUGACUCUUCACGACUCUGAUGUCUUCUAUGACCUCAAGCAGAUGCUUAUUCAAAGUAACAGUCCUGUUCCACCUGAACUGGCAAGGCACGAAGCUUCAAAAUUCAAGCCAGGAACUAUUCCAGACAGACCACCUAGACGAAAUGACACUGUUUUUGCGCAUUAGACAGAUUUUUUUUUUGAGCUAGCCACUUCUUUAGAAGGCAUCAACUAUUCAACUUUGCAGGUCAUAUCAAGUUUUCUGGUGUAAUGAACAUUUUGCCAGUGAGGCCCUAGCAGCCUAAUCUGCUUCUUGUGGUUAUAUGGUCCUGUAUAAAAUUUAAUUACAGCAGCUCUUCUAUUCUGGUAUUGUUCGUUGUCCUUGCUUGUAUUCUUCUUAGCUAGAGUUACUACUAUUCUGCUUAUUAAUUAUUUCUAACAGGAAUUGAUAGUUGUAGAUGAGGAUAUUUGAUUAAUUUUGUCAUUUGGCUUUGAGGUUUCUCAUCUUAUGCUACAAUGAUUGUCUUUUCUGAUUA